AUAAAAUACUUCGCAAUUAAUUUAUUUAAAAGUUAUUUUACUAGCUGUAAAUGCUUAAAAUGUCUGAAUUAAUAAACUUAGUAAGUGAUUUCUUCUUGAUUUUGUCAGAUCUGCUCCUCCUCCCACUGCAAUUCACCAAUAAAUGCUGGAAUAUUCCCAUCAGUCUACAAGUGAAGACGAGCAUCAAACCAUCAGGAAGAGCUGAAAUCUGCAAAGACAGAGUUUAUUGAAGGACAGUGAGAAGAUGAGAGAUCCAGAACACUGCAGAAUGAAACACACUGAAGAACAAAGAGACUUGAUUAAAGAAAAUGAGGAGAAUGAAGUGCUUUGUGAAGAGGAGGGGAAUCAUCAUGUCAAAACUGCAGGAGAAACUUUAAUUCGCUCUCAAACUGAAAAAGUUUCAAAGGAAAGAAGAUCCCAGAAAUCUUUCACCUGCGCUGGAAAGAGUUUGACAUGCAAAUAUAAUCUUGAUGUUCACAUGAGAGUUCAUUCUGGAGAGAAACCGUUCACAUGUGAUCAGUGUGGCAAAACUUUUCCGAGGGCUUCAGGCCUGAAGAGCCACCUGAAAGUUCAUUCACAGGAGAAACCCCAUUCAUGUUCUUUGUGUGGAAAGAGUUUUUCACAUCUGCAAAGUUUAAAAGAUCAUCAGAAAAUACAUACUGGUGUAAGAGAUCAUAUGUGCUUUGAGUGUGACAAGACUUUUAUUAGAGCUAAAGAACUGAAACGGCACCAGAGAAUUCACACUGGAGAGAAACCUUACAAAGUGUUCACACUGCGGCAAGAGAUUCAAUGAUUCAGGAAAGCUGAAAAACCAUGAGAGGAUCCACACUGAAGAGAAACCUUACAAGUGUUCGCACUGCGACAAGAGAUUCAGUCAGUCAGCACAUUUGAAGAAACAUGAGAUGAUUCACACUGGAGGGAAACGUAUGUGGCAGCCAUUGAAAAUGUGGGUUUCAUUACUAUUUUUUGCAUUUUGUGUUUUAUCUGUUCACGUCACAUUGUGAGAAAUAAUACUAUUAUCAGUGCUAGAAUAAGACCCCCAAAAUUAACUAGUUCUAGAAACAUAAAACUAAUUAUUUAUUUAUUUGUUUGUUUGUUUGUCAAAUAGACAAAUGUUAGUUGUUCACCUGGCAUCUCGGCUUUGUUGACUGGAGCAAUAAAGUUUUGAUCUU
Messenger RNA from Megalobrama amblycephala (Wuchang bream), 1172 nucleotides. Its product is annotated as gastrula zinc finger protein XlCGF49.1-like. Gene Ontology annotation, biological process: regulation of transcription by RNA polymerase II. The coding region runs from base 245 to 793 and encodes 182 amino acids. Gene Ontology annotation, molecular function: RNA polymerase II cis-regulatory region sequence-specific DNA binding; DNA-binding transcription factor activity, RNA polymerase II-specific. Lineage: Eukaryota; Metazoa; Chordata; Actinopteri; Cypriniformes; Xenocyprididae. Gene Ontology annotation, cellular component: nucleus. The transcript has 2 exons. The record is from RefSeq and is a predicted model, not a curated record.